AUGUCCCCUGAACAAACACACCCUCCAGCGUCCACCCCUUGUGUCCCCACAUCUGCGUCUGGCCGAUCCCCCUCUGCUGCUGCUAUCAUCACCAGAAAUAAACACACUCUGCGGGUACUUACAAUUUCAUCAGAAAUCCCUAAAAGAAUUCAAAGUGCUUUAAAAGAUGCAGAGGAAUCCCAACAACUCCUUAAUCAGUUUCUGGAGCAGGAAAUUCCUCUCUUCAGCUCCAUCACUAGCCAUUUGCUGACUGCACAGCCCUGGAUGGAUGAUCUUGGGGCCAUGAUCAACCAGAUAGAAGAGAUUGAGCAGCAUCUCACAUACCUUAAAUGGGUUUCACAGAUCGAAGAGCUAAGUGAUAACAUUCAGCAAUACCUGAUGACCAAUAAUGUGCCAGAGGCUGCCUCUAUCCUGGUGACCAUGACAGAACUUGACAUCAAGCUUCAGGAGUCAUCUUGUACUCAUCUUCUUAGUUUCAUGAGAGCCACAGUUAAAUUCUGGCAUAAAAUUCUCAAGGACAAGCUUACAAGUGAUUUUGAGGAAAUUUUAGCACAGCUUCAUUGGCCAUUCAUCACACACACCCAGUCUCAAACUGUUGGCAUAAGCCGGCCUGCUAGUGCCCCUGAGGUGUAUGUUACUCUGGAGACAUUGUUUUGUCAGCUGUUGAAACUACAAGCCUCAGAUGAAUUACUAACUGAGCCCAAACAACUCCCAGAAAAAUAUUCUCUUCCUGCAUGCCCUUCUGUGAUCCUGCCCCUCCAGAUCAUGCUGACUCCCCUUCAGAAGAGAUUCAAGUACCAUUUCAGAGGCAACCGGCAGACGAAUGUUAUCAGUAAGCCUGAAUGGUACUUAGCACAGGUGCUUAUGUGGAUUGGAAACCAUGCUCCCUUUCUGGAUGAGAAGAUUCAGCCAAUAUUGGAGAAAGCAGGCUCUGCAGUCAAUGCAAGGCUUGAGUUUUCUCGGGGCCUUAUGAUGCUCAUACUUGAGAAGUUGGCUUCCGAUAUACCUUGCCUGCUCUAUGAUGACAGUCUCUUCUGUCAUUUGGUGGAUGAGGUGCUGUUGUUUGAAAGGGAGCUGCACAGUGUUCAUGGCUAUCCCAGCACUUUUGCUAGUUGUAUGCAUAUUCUGUCAGAGGAAACCUGUUUUCAGAGAUGGUUGACUGUGGAGAGAAAAUUUGCUCUUCAAAAAAUGGACUCAAUGCUUUCAUCAGAGGCUGCCUGGGUAUCCCAGUAUAAAGAUAUCACUGAUAUGGAUGAAAUGAAGGUUCCAGACUGUGCGGAAGUUUUUAUGACUUUACUUUUGGUCAUAACUGACAGGUAUAAAAAUCUCCCCACCGCUCCUCGAAAGCUGCAGUUCCUGGAGUUACAGAAGGAUCUAGUAGAUGAUUUUAGGAUACGAUUAACACAAGUGAUGAAAGAAGAGACUAGAGCUUCACUUGACUUUCGAUACUGUGCAAUUCUUAAUGCUGUGAACUACAUCUCAACAGUACUGGCAGAUUGGGCUGACAAUGUUUUCUUCCUGCAGCUUCAACAGGCCGCACUGGAGGUCUUUGCAGAGAAUAAUUGUGCCGGGCUCACGUCAAGUCAAUAA
This is a messenger RNA of Onychomys torridus (southern grasshopper mouse), 1590 nucleotides long. RefSeq names its product RAD50 interactor 1 (gene Rint1). The transcript has 10 exons. The record is from RefSeq and is a predicted model, not a curated record. Gene Ontology annotation, biological process: retrograde vesicle-mediated transport, Golgi to endoplasmic reticulum; endoplasmic reticulum to Golgi vesicle-mediated transport; regulation of ER to Golgi vesicle-mediated transport. Lineage: Eukaryota; Metazoa; Chordata; Mammalia; Rodentia; Cricetidae. Gene Ontology annotation, cellular component: Dsl1/NZR complex. Bases 1 to 1590 code for a protein of 529 amino acids.